CUUUCAAUCACCCACAAAGUAUGACAAGAGCUUCAACACCUCCUCUAGAGAGCAGGAACGGAGAUCACCAGGCACCGUCUCUACCUAAUACACCCCUCGCAAAGCGCGUCAAAACCGACAACAACCACGACAACGACAACAUGGCUUCAGAAGCCCCCGCCGUUCCCAAACUCACAUCGACCUCGCAACCUCCGCUCCUGAUCAAGAAACUCUCCGCGGAUGCGACGACUCCGACGCGGGGAUCGUCGUUCGCCGCCGGCUACGAUCUGUACGCAGCCAAGCCCAUCACCAUCCCGUCGCGAGGCAAGGCUCUGGUCUCUACCGAUCUGUCCAUCGCGACACCCGAGGGCACGUACGGCCGGAUCGCACCCAGAUCAGGCCUGGCGGCCAAGAACUUCAUCGACACGGGCGCCGGGGUCAUCGAUGCGGACUACCGUGGCGAGGUCAAGGUGCUUCUGUUCAACCACAGCGAAGUUGAUUUCGAGGUGAAGAAGGGAGACCGCGUCGCACAACUUGUCCUCGAGCGGAUAUAUACUCCUGAGAUUGUCGAGGUGGAGAACCUCGAAGAGAGUGUCAGAGGCGCUGGCGGAUUCGGGAGUACAGGCAGUUAAGAAUCCCAGUAUGUGAUACAUGCCCCAUUCAUGAGGUGGACGGAUGGUGUUGUCAUUGUCAAUCACCAGAGGCGUCAGGAUCAAGGAUAGACAAAGAUUAUGGAGUCACGAGUGUGAAAAUGCCCGAACCACAGAAUAGAAGUCACUUUGCCGCACUGUACGGCGAUGAGCUCAAAGAGAAAACGUCAAACUAAAAAGGAGUUCAGGUUCAGGUUUGAAGCUGUAGUAUGCAAAGUGCUUGUUCUCCCAAGCAUCUAUCUACUGUAUGAUGCUCUAUUUCUUUUCA
Molecule: messenger RNA, 897 nt
Organism: Exophiala oligosperma
Lineage: Eukaryota; Fungi; Ascomycota; Eurotiomycetes; Chaetothyriales; Herpotrichiellaceae
Product: deoxyuridine 5'-triphosphate nucleotidohydrolase
Exons: 1
Coding region: 21-611 (196 amino acids)
Biological process (GO): dUTP catabolic process; dUMP biosynthetic process
Molecular function (GO): magnesium ion binding; dUTP diphosphatase activity
Source: RefSeq, a predicted model, not a curated record